Drosophila virilis is the source of this 1022-nucleotide messenger RNA. RefSeq names its product cag (gene cag). The record is from RefSeq and is a predicted model, not a curated record. Gene Ontology annotation, cellular component: nucleus. NCBI's taxonomy places the organism in Eukaryota, Metazoa, Arthropoda, Insecta, Diptera, Drosophilidae. Gene Ontology annotation, molecular function: DNA binding.
GUAUACAUAUGCCAGAAUAAAAACAAAACCCAAUUUAUUCACAUUUCUGAAUUAGAUGUUCAUUAAUGUGAGCAUUUUAGCGCUCAGUAAAGAAGCUGUCUAUGUGAAUAUCUAACCUCUUGGACGGACUCCCUUACAACAUGAAGCGGACAACUCAUUUUUAGGAAAUCCUUUAGCUAUCGACGCGAGGCAAACAAAACCAAAAACCGAAACCUAAUUUGGGGAUUUACCCAAACAGCGUUUUUUUCAGUAUUACUUUUACCGGCCUUUAUAUUGAAAACUUCAGAAUGGAAAGAAAAAAAGUACUUAGUUUAAAGGAAAAAAUGGAGGUUAUAAGCGCAUAUGAUCAAACUAAUUCAUCAGUGCGUGCAUUAGCCAAAAGGUUCAACAUAGGAAAGACACAAGCUGCGCUCAUUGUUCGCGACAGAGAAACAAUUCGGUCGAGAUGGUUGUCCGGUGAAAACAUCAAUACGAAAAGAAGUUUCCUGAAUACAGACGGCAAAAAACUCGACUCCAUGUGCUACGAUUGGUUCUGUAAACUUAGCAGUGCGCAUAAUACUCCAAUAUCUGGUUCAGCUAUACAAGAGAAAGCGAAGGAGCUCGCAACGAGCCUCGGCAUUGACGACUUUGCAGCCUCCAACGGUUGGCUCCAAAGGUGGCGCAAGAGACACAACAUUAAUUCGCGAUGUGAACCAGGAGCACAAUCAGCCGAUGUAAACCCAUUGGAUGUUCAUCAGUUUUUAGAAACGGAAAUCGAUAGUAGCGAUACGGUAUUCGUAAUUGAUGACAACAGCAACACGGAUACGGAUCUUGUAGCUGAACUUUCCUGUGAGCUAAAGACGGUUAAAAGCGCUUUAAUAUACAUUGCAAAUUUAAAGCAAUUUCUAAAUAACGACCACAUCGCUUUUGAACAUUUAAAGAAUCUAGAAAACCAUAUGCAAAACAGACUCUUAAAAUGUAAGCACUUAUAGAGAACUAUGUAUUACAACAACUUAUUAUUAAACCAUUUAAAUUUCGUCGUA